Molecule: messenger RNA, 1509 nt
Organism: Chironomus riparius
Lineage: Eukaryota; Metazoa; Arthropoda; Insecta; Diptera; Chironomidae
Source: the annotation of a GenBank genome assembly
AUGAAAUUUUUCCAAAAUAUUUUUGUAAUUUUAGUUUUGAUCGAAAUGACAUUUGGUGGAGGCUCUUCAUAUUGUGGACAGUUACAAAGUACAUUCAAAGUUCUCUUUCAAGCUGUUCAUGAAAUAAUUGACAUUUCUGAAGCAUCAAGCACUGAUCAAUCACUUGGUAAUAGCUUUGCCUUUAACUUAGACUGCAAACUUAAUGAAUCGAUUGCAUUGGUUGUUUAUGGAACAAGUAGAAUAACUGAAGUAGAUCCUAAUUUUAUCAUGAGUGUUUUAACUAGUGAUAUAGAUCAACUUUUUCAAAGUCCAUUCGACUGUAUUUACGAUGAUUUAAUUGCCGUCCGAAACAUUAUAAACUUUACAAGAUAUGUUGCAAUACCAAGUCUCAAAUCAAUUAUUAUAACAUCAAGUUUGCCAGAUCAUUUUGAUUGUGAUAUGAUUGAUGAAUAUAUCACAGAAAAAUUCGAAUUUUACACAUCAGAAAUUGAAGAAAAAAUCAUGGAUUUUUCUGGUCUAGCAACAUCUUUUGCAAACAUCCACAUGCAUGAUUUAUUCCUGAAUUUUCUUUUCAAUCACCAGAUUUGUGCAAUGAAAUCUCUAGCAUAUGUUGCAGCAGGAUCAGUUAAUGGAAAUGAACAAGAAAUAUUAAAUUAUUUAUCAAACAACGAAAUUUUAUCAUUUCCAUUAAAUUGUACACAAACUAAUAUUGACAAAUAUUCAAAUCGAAUUAUUGCUUCAUAUGAGACUCUUUUCGAUAAAAUUUCAAAUCCACAAAUGUCAAGUUUACCACCAAUUUGUGAAAGUUUGAGUGGAGUUAUUGCUGGUUUAAAAACUACUGUAUUUGGUAUGCUUAGUAGGAUUGAAAAUCAAACAGUUUAUGGUUCAAUUCGUUAUCACGCACUACGCCCUGGGUAUAUUGAGAACGUUCGAUGUAAAGUUGAAAUGAUUUUACAAACAAUAGCUCGAAGGCUUGAGGAUAUUUCAGGGAUACCAUUUAAAGAUAUUUAUAAUAUUUUACAAGGUCAUGAUAUUGUUUUACCAUUAAAUGAGCCACUUAAUUGUAUACAAGAUGAUUUAAUUCAAAUUUCACAUAGAACUGAAUAUGUUGUUGGUGAUUUUAUUGUGUUUCUAGAAUCUCUGGUUUUAUCGCGUCUAGAACUAAUAGAAUCAUGUCAACAGGUAGAACAUAUAAUUGGCAAUUUAACAGAUUCUGUAAACAUCUUCAUUUAUGAAAGCACUGAAGAAUUGAAGCUGGAAAACGAAGACUUUUCAGGAUUAACAAACGGUUAUGAAUACAUAUCAAGCAUAAUGACUCAAGAAUGCGAAAAGAAGAGUUUAUCUAGAAUAUUUUCAUCUGCUCUUAAUGGAGACUAUGAUAUGGUCAUAAAUCUAAUGAAUGAUGGCGAAUCAUUUACUUAUCCAUACAAUUGUGUAACAAACGAAAUCUUAAAUUCAAUAAUAUAUGCUCGGCAACUGUUAUUUGAUGCUGGAUUGUAUUACCUCUAA